CCGAUGGGUAUCUGCAANAGGAAGAUCGACCGAAAACAGCGUUUGUGCUUUUCGAAGGUACGUGGCAAUGGAUUCGAUGUCCGAUGGGUAUCUGCAACGCCCCUGCGACUUUCCAGCGGGCCAUGAACAUGGCUUUUCAGAACUUUGUACGGAACACUCGUUUGGCGCAGAGCAUCAUCAACUACUGCGUGAUUGUGUACAUGGAUGACAUCCUAGUGUAUUCGAGUUCCUACGAGGGACACGUGCAACACAUCGAAUGGGCACUACAUGCGUUACGAGAUGCAGGUUUCAAGGUGGCGCUUGAGAAGUGUCAUUUUUUCCUCACCACCAUUUCUUUCCUGGGGCACGUGGUGACAGACAAGGGACUCCAACCGGAGCCGCAGAAGGUGGCAGCUAUCAGGGACGCGCCAGUGCCUACCAUUAUCACGCAAGUUCGUGCCUAUCUGGGCCUAGCCUCGUAUUACCGAAGAUUUAUCAAGAGCUUUGCGGCAAUUGCGGGACCCCUCACGAAUCUCCUGCGCAAGGAUCAGCCGUUGAUCUGGACGCCGGAGUGCGAUCAAGCGUUUUCCAAACUCAAGGCUGCUCUCAUUUCGACUCCGGUCCUUAUAAGACCAGAUCCCGAAAAACCUUUUGUUCUCAUCACGGACUGGCAGCCAGAGGCGAUCUCGGCGAUCCUUGUCCAGGUGGGACCAAGCGGACUCGAGAGUGUAGUGGAGCAUGCGUCUAAAUCAGUGCCCGCCUGCAAGCGCAAUUACGCCGCUCCAACGGGUAAAUGCUAUGCGGCUCUCUGGGGAAUCAGUCACUUCUGUGCUUACCUGUACGGGCGAAAAUUCACCCUGGUGACUGAUCAUGAGCCCCUGUUGGCUCUGAAGAAGUCGAAGGAUUACUCGGGCAUGAUCGGGCGAUGGGCAACGGUGCUGCAGAGCAUGGACUUUGACAUUCGUCAUCGAAAGCACGAGAGACACGGAAAUAUGGACGGACUGACACGACUGCACCGGCCUGAGAAAGUUCCGAGGAAUGAGGAGGUGAUUCCGUGGAACGGACCCGAGCAGAAGAUUGGACCUCGGUACGGCCAAGUAGAGAUUUUAUCAAAGCAAGUACAGGUGACGUGGACGGGUACUAGCGAGCACCCCACGUGGAUCGAGAAUCCGGAACUGUUGAUCAUACGGGGUUGGAGGACUAACGCAGAAGGAGAUCUUAUUGGAUUUCUCUUUGGAUCGGUACGACCGGGUCGCCGUCAGUUGAUCGCACAGGAGCUCCUCGCACCGAUCGUGCAAUUGGCGGACGAUCUCUCGCCCGACAUCUACUUUCUGAGCGACAACCGUCCUGCUCCAUACAUUUUUGAGCGAUCCUUGGAUCCGUACCUUCAGUGGACUUCAUGCUUGGAGGAACCUAGGGACGAGGAUACGCUACCAUCGCGGCAGGAGUAUCUUAAGCCGUACGAGAUCAUCCCUUACGCCUUCUACCCGAGGGCAGAAGAAGUGGUGAUCGACGACGACGACGGCGAAGAAGAAGACGACGACGAGGAAACAUCGGAGGAGGGAAGCUAUAAUGAACAUAGCGAGGGCGAGCUGAGUGAGGAGAAACAGGAAGAAGAAGGAACCGGGUCCGAGUGGGAAGUCCUGCCGGAGGAAGCGACGCGCACGGGAACGGAAGCGGAAGAUCCGGAAGUGGAGCGGAAGCGCGAAGAAAUUGCCGCCGGGAAGUGCGAGCUGGCCUUCGCUAGUGAGGCUAGCUUGCGCAUCGGUAGCGAUCCAACCAGGGAUCCGAAGCCGCCAAGGCCCGAAGAUGGCGACCCUGCAGCCGCCUCCUCAAGUACCGCGUGACGGAGACGGCGCCGAUCCCCCUCCUCCUCCAGCCCCACCCGUCCCCCAGUUCGCUCACGUACCAAUGCG
This is a messenger RNA of Chara braunii, 1895 nucleotides long. The record is from the annotation of a GenBank genome assembly. NCBI's taxonomy places the organism in Eukaryota, Viridiplantae, Streptophyta, Charophyceae, Charales, Characeae.